Messenger RNA from Rubroshorea leprosula, 1334 nucleotides. Lineage: Eukaryota; Viridiplantae; Streptophyta; Magnoliopsida; Malvales; Dipterocarpaceae. The record is from the annotation of a GenBank genome assembly.
AGGCGCGGUGUGCAGGGAGGCAGGGGCGUGGAGUGCUGAUGAUGGCUCGGGCGUGCAGGGGCAUCAUUGCCGGCAGUGGGGCGCAGCAGGGCAAGCAGAGUGCAGGCGAUCUGGUGCAGAGCGCAGGAGCUGGUGCAGAGCAAAGCUGGUGCAGGAAGCAAGGCCGGGCGCAGCAGAGUGCAGGCUGGGGCAGAGUGCAAACGAUCUGGGCGCAGAGCAGGGAGCAAGGGCGUAGGUGCAGGGCUGGUGCAGCUAGGCUGGGCGUGCGAGGGGGCGAUGAUGGCUCGGUGCAGGGCAGGUUGCAGGCGUGCGAGGGGGUGAUGAUGGCUAGUUCGGUGCAGAGCUGGGCGCAUGAGCUAGGGGCGUAGGAGCUAGGGGCGUAGGAGCUAGGGGUGCUGAGCAGGCGUGGGAGUGCAAGGCUGGGCGCGGUGCAGAGGGGUAGGCUGGCUCGGCUGCAGAAGAGAGGAAAGAUUGAUGGGGAAGGAGAAGUUGGGGGGGGGGGAGCUAGAGAAAAGCUUUCCUUUAUAGCUUUGUUCUCAAGCUGGUUAAUUAACUUUAACAAUAGAAAAAAAAUUUAAGAGGAUGAGUUUUCGGGUAAUCGGAAAUAUGUUUGUUGGAUGAAAUUAUUUCCAGUGUUUCAUUGUUUGGAUUCAUGGAGAGUUAUGAUUGCAUGGAUCAAUAAGCUUUAUACAAACUGUUUCCUCAAAUUUGGUGUAUGGUACCUCUGGUUUCUGGCAUAAAAAAUGUUUUUUUUUUUUUUUAAUACGUGUUUUGCUCUCUAACCUCCCUUCCUUUCCUUUUGUUGAUUUUCUGGUUGAGGAUAUGUUUUGUCCAACAUUUUUGGAACUACAGUAUCUAUAAAUAGCAAUGUUGAGCAAAGGUUGAGUGAGGGAGAGAAUAUGUUGAGUGGAUUAAUGCAGCUAAUGAAGGCAAGAUUCCCUGACGAGAAUAUCACAAAUAUUCUACAAGCUGCCAACCAAUUAGUUGCUGCCAACAGAUUGGAUAGAGAGGCACAUGCGCCCGUCAAGAGGUUUCGAAUGCUAAUAGUGGGCAAGGUUUUUCUCCAAAUAAUGGUUCCUCUUCACAUUCAAGCCAUCACCUUUUAUCUCGCCAAAAUGAAAGUAAUGAAGAAAAUGAAAGGCAAAGGGAUUGAAAGGCAUGUUUGUAUCUUUUCUUGGAUCUGUAAUUUUUGGCAAUAAGCAUUUAAUUGAACUUUUUUGGAUUCUACAAUUUCUGUUUUUGCCUAGAUCUAUUGUUUUGAGAUUGAUUUAUAUCUAUGGAAUUCCUCUUUUAUGAUUGCUAAUUUAGUGCAUUAAUUAACUAAUUGUUUUUUU